Mytilus trossulus (common blue mussel) is the source of this 1786-nucleotide messenger RNA. RefSeq lists its product as uncharacterized. The record is from RefSeq and is a predicted model, not a curated record. Bases 98 to 1786 code for a protein of 562 amino acids. The transcript is spliced from 2 exons. NCBI's taxonomy places the organism in Eukaryota, Metazoa, Mollusca, Bivalvia, Mytilida, Mytilidae. Gene Ontology annotation, molecular function: zinc ion binding; protein binding.
UUUACCUUCCUGUUGGGCGGAUUAUAAAACAGAAAUAAAUACCACUUAUUCUAUCCACUUCAGUGACGGAGUGAUAUUGAAAGUAGCUGUAUUUACAAUGGCAUCAUCAAUACCUCCUUGCGGUCCAUGUGAUAUCCAGCAUAUCACCAAUCUAUCUUUAGUCUGGUGCACAGAAUGUGAAGAAGGAUUAUGCACACAAUGCCUUAAACAUCAUACUGCUUCUAAAGCAUCGCGAAACCAUAAUACCAUGCCGAUCACCGAAUAUCAGGACUUACCAAGUGAUGUUAAAAAAUUCACCGAAAACUGUGAUAAACAUAAUGAGAAGUACACAAUUUACUGUAAAAAGCAUGAAUGUCCCUGCUGUGGUAGUUGUGUCGUAAUUGAUCACAUCGAUUGCCGAGACUUUGUCAGAUUAACCAACAUCAUCGACAAAGCCAAAACAUCGGAGUUUUUGAAUGAAAUUGAACAGUCGUUAUCAGAAAUGGUAGAAAAUAUAGAGAGAAUUCGUCAGAAUCGAGAAAACAACAUAAAGGCAAUAUCCGAGAAAAAGCAGCGUAUUGAAAAGGGAAUCAAGGAAACCCGGGCCAAAAUCAACAACCAUUUGGACAAAAUACAGAAUGCCAUAAUAGAAACAUUGAAUACAGUUGAAAAGAAUGAAACAGACAAAAUAAGACAAUUGCUUGCCUUAUUAGAUGGAAAGAGAUCCGACAUUUCUGAACACCAGAAAAAAGUAAACAAAAUCAAACAACACGCAACAAAUCUUCAGAUGUUUUUCUCUGGAAAGCAAUUUGAAAAUGAAGUUUCUUGCAAUAAUAAAUUCCUACAAACGUUAGUCGACACAGACAACUUACAAAAUAUAGAAUUGUCAUUUCAUCCCAGUGCCGUCUUACACAAAUUUGUGACAGGUAUCCCGGAAUUUGGAGACGUCAAGAUUGAGAAGAAACCAUGUGAUGUAAUCCUGUCAACGAAGAAAAACAAACAAGCCCAAAUAUUAGUACCACGCGUCUCAAAUAGAUCAGUCGAAGAUAUCAAUAUAAAGCUACAUAAAACUGUGGAAAGUAAGGGAUAUUAUACCAGGGGUUGUUGUUUGUUAUCAGAUGGAAGAAUGGCGUUUACGUUUUGUUAUUCAAACAUUGUCAAAAUAUUCAACACUGACGGCUCAAUCGAUUUUGAAGUUAAAACACCAUCAAUGGCAUUUGACAUAGCGUACAUCAGUGAAGACAACACAUUAGCUGUAUCAUCCGGAGAGUCAGUGAGACAUGGUAUUACAAUCAUCGACAUACAGAACAAAAAUAUAAAGAAGGAAAUACCACUUGAUAGUUAUUGUUUUGGCAUAACGGUGAAAGAUACACAAAUAAUUUGUUCUGCAGCUGGAAAAGGAAUACAAUUGAUCGAUCCAUACAACAACACAACAAAUGAAAUAGUCUGUGUAAGAUUACCAGAAAAUUGUUACGUUGCACAUUUUGGCGACAAAAUUUACCAUACAAAUAACAACACCGACUCCGUGAUAUGUUAUGGGUUACAGGGUGCAGCACAAUGGACAUUUAAGAACAAAAUUCUAAGGGGACCACAUGGUAUAUCUGUCGACAAUGAUGGUAACGUGUACGUAGUAGGGUACGCAUCAAACAAUGUGGUAGUCAUAUCUGCUGAUGGACAACAACACAAAGAAAUACUUACAUCAACUGAUGGUCUUACCAACCCCAUUUCUCUUAAUUAUGAUAAAAGUACAAAUCAGUUACUUGUUGCAAAUUAUGGUAAUACUGCAAUGCUUUUUACUUUGGUUUAA